AUGAGCAGUAGAAAUUCUCAACGUAAGCCAACAUUCAAUGUUGGAGAAAAUUAUGAAGUUUUAGACGUAGUUGGAGAGGGAGCAUACGGGAUUGUUUGUUCUGCCAUUCACAAACCAACUGGACAAAAAGUAGCAAUCAAAAAAAUAACGCCAUUUGACCAUUCCAUGUUUUGUCUACGUACACUUAGAGAAAUUAAGCUAUUACGUUAUUUUAACCACGAAAAUAUUAUCGCCAUUCUAGACAUUGUAAAACCAGAGAGUUUGGAAAAAUUUACCGAAGUUUAUCUCAUUCAAGAAUUAAUGGAAACCGAUAUGCAUCGUGUUAUUCGCACUCAAGAUUUGAGUGAUGAUCAUUGUCAAUAUUUUAUUUACCAAACUUUGCGUGCCUUGAAAGCAAUGCAUUCUGCAAACGUUUGCGAUUUUGGUCUUGCAAGAAAUGCCAACUCAAGUGAUGAACACAGUGGUUUUAUGACUGAAUACGUUGCAACCAGAUGGUAUCGAGCCCCUGAAAUUAUGCUUACAUUCAAAGAAUAUACAAAAGCCAUUGAUGUAUGGUCAGUUGGUUGUAUCUUGGCUGAAAUGUUGAAUGGAAAACCAUUAUUUCCGGGAAGAGAUUAUCAUCAUCAACUCACUCUAAUUCUUGAUGUUCUUGGUACACCAACAAUGGAAGACUUUUAUGGAAUUAAAAGUAGAAGGGCUCGUGAUUAUAUCCGAUCACUUCCCUUUAAGAAACGAAUUCCGAUUUCUCAUAUGUUUCCUAAUGCAAACCCAUUAGCACUUGAUAUGUUGGAAAAGUUGUUGGCUUUUAAUCCUUCAAAGAGAAUUACCGUUGAAGAAGCUUUAAAGCAUCCUUAUUUGGAACCUUACCAUGAUCCUGAUGAUGAGCCAGCUGCCAAUCCAAUCCCAGAAUCCUUCUUUGAUUUUGAUAAACACAAAGAGCAAUUGUCAAAGGAACAAUUAAAACAACAGUUCGGAAUAAUGGCUGACAGCAAAGUUGUCGUCAAGAAUGUUGACAUGAACGAUGAUAUGCAGCAAGAAGCUCUGCAAUGCGCCAACGUAGCCUUGGAGAAAUAUAAUCUUGAAAAGGAUAUUGCAGCUUAUAUUAAGCGUGAGUUCGACAAAAAGUAUGGCACAACCUGGCACUGUAUUGUCGGAAGGAAUUUUGGAAGCUAUGUGACUCAUG
Cetraspora pellucida is the source of this 1183-nucleotide messenger RNA. NCBI's taxonomy places the organism in Eukaryota, Fungi, Glomeromycota, Glomeromycetes, Diversisporales, Gigasporaceae. The record is from the annotation of a GenBank genome assembly.